GCGCCGUGGCCUGCUACUGUCUGAGCUCUGGAUGCGAACUGUGAGCGGUGAGUCCACAACAGGCGUGAGUCCACCACAGGCGUGAGUCCACCACAGUCGUGAGUCCACCACAGGCGUGAGGCGUGAGUCGCUAGACGAGGUUGACGAGGUGGACGAGCGGACUCCACUCACUACAGAGCGAGGAGCGGCAGCAGCGGCGGCGGCGUCAUGUCGGCGGCCAUGGAGAAGCACCUUUUCAAUCUGAAGUUCGCUGCGAAGGAGCUGACCCGGAGCUCCAAGAAGUGCGACAAGGAGGAGAAGACUGAAAAGGCUAAAGUGAAAAGGGCGAUCGCGAAGGGCAACAUGGAGGUGGCGCGGAUCCACGCAGAGAAUGCGAUCCGACAGAAGAACCAAUCGCUCAACUACUUGCGCAUGAGCGCUCGUGUGGAUGCCGUGUCGGCCCGCGUGCAGACCGCCGUCACCAUGGGCAAGGUCACGAAGUCUAUGGCUGGGGUAGUGAAGAGCAUGGACGCUGCUCUGAAGAGCAUGAACCUAGAGAAGAUCUCGGCACUCAUGGAUAAGUUUGAAUCUCAGUUUGAGACCCUGGACGUUCAAACUGCACAGAUGGAGGACACGAUGAGCAGCUCUACCACACUCACCACUCCACAGCAUGAAGUUGAAGGGCUUAUGCACCAAAUGGCGGACGAGGCUGGGUUGGAUCUCAACAUGGAGCUGCCUCAGGGUCAGGCCGGGUCCAUUGGAUCAAGUGUGGCUUCCACAGAGCAGGAUGAAUUGUCUCAACGUUUGGCAAAACUGCGAGACCAAGUCUGAGACACGGGGACACAUACACGGGCACACACACAUACACGGGCACACAUCAGACACGGGGACACAUACACAGGGACACAGAUGCAGAGACAGAGACAUGGAGACACGGAGACAUGGGAGCAAGAAAAACAUGAGGACUGGGAGACGGUACACAGGGACUCAAAGCUACGGGGGCUUCUAUUUUAUUUUUAGUUUAGAGUUAUUGAUUUAAAAAAAUUCAUUAUAAUCUGCAUGUGAAUACAGAGACAUGCUCACACCACAUCUGUAUCUGUGCAUCAGUCUCUCACCGUAUCUCUGUCCGUCGCUCUUGAGGUCGCUGUCUCUUUGUGUCUCUGUUGUAGUAGUUGUAGUUGGUAUUGCUGCUGCUUGAAGCGGUUGUAUUUAUGAGUUGGGCUUCUCUUGUACAAAAAAAACGGAUGAUGAAUAUUAUUAAACGUCUCAUCAGACUAACAGAGAACACCA
Molecule: messenger RNA, 1269 nt
Organism: Petromyzon marinus (sea lamprey)
Lineage: Eukaryota; Metazoa; Chordata; Hyperoartia; Petromyzontiformes; Petromyzontidae
Gene: CHMP1B
Product: charged multivesicular body protein 1B
Biological process (GO): vacuolar transport
Source: RefSeq, a predicted model, not a curated record